Amoebophrya sp. A25 is the source of this 1991-nucleotide messenger RNA. The record is from the annotation of a GenBank genome assembly. Lineage: Eukaryota; Dinophyceae; Syndiniales; Amoebophryaceae.
CGAGGCCGAAGAUUUUACAUGCCCUGCAAGUACAAGGGAAAGAAAUCGGAUUGCGGGAGUGACAUUUAUCUCUGCUCGUCGGUCCUUGUAUUCGGUAAUGUUCUACUGUUCCUGUACAGAGAUCGCUCGGUUUUCUGCGCUAAUUCUUGUUUCGAUUUUCGUGGUGUGUCGACCGAAGAAGAAAUCUUCAAACCCUACCUCCACUUCGUCCCCCCACCUUAGGCUUAGAUGCUGGAAGUUUCCCUUCAUAUUUAUUUUUUCAUCACUGUCGCUUAUGAUCAGAAUCGAGCCAGAGUCAUCUUCAUCUUUUUGCGUCUGAUUAUAAUUUAUCAUUCUCAACUUUAAAAACAACUCAGAGCAAUACUUCUGUAGUUCGUUAUAUCGAGGAUCUUCUAAUCUAGUAGAAGAAGAUUCUUGUCACUCUGAAUACCCAAAGCACAUCAGUGUCUUGUCAAUCUUCUCUAGUAGAAGAUUCCUAAUAAUUGUCAGCAACCCAAAUCUCUAGUAGGAGAUUCAUCUUAGUUGUCAUUGUCACCUUUCUAAGCAAACCAAAACCAAAACAAAAAAAUGCCGCAAGAACGCGCUUGGUUGAGUCGCUCUCAGAGCGUGCCACACCCGCUCCAAAAACCACCAGGAGCAACGAUGGUCCCUGGCACAGGCCAAGUCUUCUGGGAUGCACCAGUUCAAGUCAACUGGCAGCCAUGUCAAGGAGGAGAUAGACCGAAGAUAGGUACAGAGGACACCUGUAUCUAUAGUGUGCCGUCGAUAGAUGACAGAAAAGGUUUGAAACCUUCAUUGGGCUUCCAGUCAGGGCGAAACCUUCAUUGGGCUUCCAGUCAGGGCAUGUAUUUUUGAGCUUUGUUCACCACCUCCACAUGCAUCGUCCAGGUCGCGAACUCUGGGACCGCAGCGUGACGAACCCAUAUCAAUUCGACAAGACGUUUGUCAAUCGAGUCGAGAGCUUCAAGAUGCGGGCACAAGACAGAUUGGAGGAACUCGCAACAGAACCGCCACUUUCCUCGAGGAGUGGAAUGAGCUCGGGGAGAGGCACAACUACUACUCUAGAUACAACGGAGUGGUCGAUUUACUAGAAGUAGAUGAACAAGAAGUACUUACAAAUGAUAGUCACACGAGCAGUGAGUGGGACCUGAUGUUGACAUCAAGAUGAACAACUGUAGUACUGCUCGCCAUUUUGAUUUUGUUCUUUCUCUUUGACUUCUUUUAUGUGUAAUUUUCAAUCAUGAAGAUGUUGUCAUGAAAAAUUCUGCUCAAUCUCGAACCAGGUAGCGUCCCAGAGAGGCAAUAUUCAGCACGACGAGCCCAGAGUUUUGAGUACACAAACAAGACACCGUUUACAGUCCAUAGUCGGGAGUCUCCGAACCUAGUUUUAUCGAUUGCGAGGGAUAAGCCUGGAUAUAUGGGGUACUUUAUACGAUCUUCGAUAAGUUUUAGGUUUAUGAGCGAGGUCAACAGCAGUCUUCUCUUGUUUUAUGUUAUCUUGAAUCCUGGAAAAAGGUGGCUCCUCGGCGGUUGCAGCAGCGGUAUGUGGACUAAUAGAGUAGUUCUCUCCCAAUCCCUACACGUUAUUUAGGACAGGUCUGUCUCUGUAGUCUCGACUUCUACAUCAUCUUCUAGUAGCAGAGUGACACUCACUUUUUUGUUAUGAAAGGAACUAGAGACAAACUCUAACUCGGCAUUUUUUCUUGAAACUAGUAACCACUAACCAGAAGAAGAAGCACCCUCAUCAAUCUUCUUCUUCUCUUAACACUCAUGAAACACCCUCAUCUACUCUUUCGCCCUCCAGAUACAUCCCCGGAGAGAAGUCAGAAAACGUGUUUGGUUGGGUCUGGAACAAGAAUGUUGCCUACUGCAACCAGCUGACAGGCCCCUUGCGCUCUCAGGCCUACGACGGCGCGAGAGGUAUGCUACCGCUGCCUCAACGCUACCCAGAGGUCCGAACACAUCCGGCGCGAUAUUUGUGCCGAGACUAA